ACCAUUAACAACCAUCUAAUAAAAUCGCAACAAAUAUGUGAUUUUCUUGCGCAUUAAAAAUGGAGGAAUCACCUUACCUGCACAGCCCCUACCAGGUGUCCAUCAUCGCCACCGAUCUGCACCACGAGGACACCAUAAUCCAAGCAGCCCAGUCCCUGGACUGUCUACACAAAACAAUAAACUCGAUUUUCGAGCGAAUCGAUGCCCGCUUGGCGAGAAAUGGUUCAAAGGUUGAGGACAUAAACAAUCGUGUGAAGCGCGCCCAGGCGAAAAUCGAUGCGCUCGUUGGCUCCAGGCGGGCCAUCCAGAUCUUUGCACCCGCUCGCUUUCCGGCCGGCGACGUCCUGGCCCCGCUCCUGGCCACCUUUCCCCAGGUGGUCUCCGAUCCGCUGAUGGAGGAGCAGUUGCAGGAGCACCAGUCGCAGCGCUCGCAAUUCGGCAGUCCUCCAGACGAGAAGCAGGAGGAUGGGGACAUCUUCUUCCAUGUGCGCGGCGACCGGGAGCAUGAGGCGCCGCUGGUCGCCGAACGGAAGCUAACCAAUCGCACGGCGGGCCUGGGAGCCCUUCCCCUGGCCGGAAUUCGUUCCGUGCCCUCGCUGAUGCGCUUCAACACCAAUGAGUUCGCCUACGGCGAGGAUCUGAAUGCCUGGAAGCGCUCGCUGCCGCCGCAAAGUGCCCGUCGAGUGGCCAGUCAGUCCAUGAGGCCCACGGCGGAUAAGCUGCUGGCUCCGGCUCCCCAUUCGCUGGCCCAUGGCACCACCAAACUGGCCACGCCAGCCGGGGAUCUGCGCUACAAUCCUGCCGCCCUGGCUGCACCCGCCAUCGAUGUGCCGCUAGAUCUGCCCGAUCUCCCUGGCAUAGCCAAUGAUCUGCAGUACGAGCCUGUGGAGGAGCAGACACCAAUAGCCCCCUCCCAGCAGUUCGGCGACCUGCCAGAUCUGCCCGACUUGGGCCUGGAGGAGCAGGAGAUCACGGUGCAGGCCAUAGCGGCACAGACGCACAUUCCAGGACCCUCCAGGAAGACGGGUCUGGGUCAGUGCCCAUCGCCAGUUACGACGGCACCGCCGCCGCCUCCUCCACCACCACCACCGCCACCUCCGCCGCCGCCAGAGCAGAGAAUUCCAUCGCCGCCACCUUUUCCCACCAAGGGAGCUGUGAAACCGCUGUCUCCCUCACUAUCCACGCCCCUUAAAAUGCCACCGCCGCCUCCGCCCACUGAAGAUCCCAGAUCCGAGCUAAUGGCCGCCAUCCGGAACGCCGGAGGAGUGCACGGCGGACGUCUGCGCUCGCAGGCGGCUGCUCCGCUCGAUGUGGUGGACAACACACGCUCCAAGGCGGGAGCCGCUGCCACGGGGGAUCUGAUGGCGGACCUGCACAACAAGCUGAUGCUGCGUCGCAAGGGAAUCUCGGGAAGCCAGAAUCCCGGGGAGGCCACCGCUGGCAAUCCCCUGAUGCAGCAGCUCUCGCGGGUGAUUCCGCCGCCGGUGCAGCCGCGCAAGGGAUCUCAGUCCAGCGAUGAGGCGCCCUCCGAGGAGGAUGAAGACGGGUGGAACUAGCGGAAUUCUCCUCAUUUACUUAGCUUUAGCACCGGUUAAAGUGCCUUGGCUGGCUUUAAGCACUAGCUUCUCUAGCUUAAACUAAACCAAUCUCUAGAAAGAAUUCCAAAUUCUGUGCCCAAGCGAGCAUGCCAAAUUACAUAGGUCAAAGUCAAGCAGUUGAAUAAAAUUAACUGACAAAAA
This is a messenger RNA of Drosophila takahashii, 1739 nucleotides long. RefSeq names its product WASH complex subunit washout (gene wash). Lineage: Eukaryota; Metazoa; Arthropoda; Insecta; Diptera; Drosophilidae. Gene Ontology annotation, molecular function: alpha-tubulin binding; gamma-tubulin binding. Gene Ontology annotation, cellular component: recycling endosome; early endosome; WASH complex. The record is from RefSeq and is a predicted model, not a curated record. Gene Ontology annotation, biological process: exocytosis; endocytic recycling; Arp2/3 complex-mediated actin nucleation.